UAAGUUUCUACGUGGCCAAAAUAUAACAUCUCCUUCGAGUACAUCGUGUAGAAAUUCGAGGGGUGAUUCUGUCAUUAUUGGCAUGCGAUAUUUAACAUGAGGAACGAUCGACCAGAAUUUUUUCUAGGCAAAUUUUUCCCUGGGAAAGAAAUGGUAAAACAAAUUUCGGCAACAUGAUAUGUCAGCGAUCUCUCCUUGGCUCCUAGCUCUUGACUCACUCAUUUAGCAGCUUUACCUCGGUUCCGAGAUGUAGACUCUUAACCUUAUUCAAUCAUUGAAUUCGAAUCUCUCCAAAGAAAUAAUUUCGAAUUAAUUUCCUUCUCUUCGUUUUUGUAAUUUUAUUACGGAGCGAUCUGUGAUUUACAGUAAUUACAUGAGUUCACAUUGCGACGUAACGAUAUUAUUAAAUGAGAGUCCCCAACGCCAUCGUCACUGCGCUCUACAUCUCGACUGGCAUCUAAAAUGUACUACCCCUGCAUUCUCAUUUGACAACUAAUUCCUCAUUUCAUGCUACUAUAAAAUGUAUGAUUACCUCUAAUAAUAGCACUUUGUUUUGCUUCUAUGGUGCGAUGCUUAAUGAUUUAGAGGAGUGAUGGUCAUAGUUCACAAUGCAACAGCCGGCAGUUCAAUACCCAGCGCUAAUUUUCAAACAAACAACCUGGGACCUUUCCAGGAAAACAUACAAGAUCUCUAUGUCACCGCUUAUUUGAAAGCUGAUGUUCUACCUUUGACAUUCGUGAUCGGUGAUGGCAAGGAGUAUAAUUCUGAAAAACAAAAAUACUUCAACCAACCUCUGAAACAGAAUUCAAGUUAUAUCGUGUUCCUGAGAUUUUUUGAAAGCAACGUGAGUACAAGCUGAAUAAUGGAGCUAAUCAAAUUAAAUUACAUAAUAAGUAUGAAACACGAAAUUUGAUUGGUCAAUAGCCGUGCAGGAUCAGGCUAUCCUGCACGAGGAAUUAAAAUGCCUUCGCGGGAUUUUCGCGGGAUUCUCAAAAUGUCAUUGUCUCACUGUAGUUAUUUCAUAAAACAAUUGCCAAAUGGUUUUCCAAGCAGGAUAGCGUGAUCCAUGCACUUGGGAUGUUGCUCGAGUAUUUUUACGCUUUCCGAAAGUCUCUCGACAUCCCUCGUGCAUGGAUCACGCAAUCCUGCACGGAAAACCAUUCGGCGGUAUAGACUGCCAUAGAAGGGUCUGGAAAGGACUUUGGAAAGUCUACAUUCGGUAUUGCUUUAUUCAUGAAUUUAUGUGUUUUCAGAAGCAAACAGGGAUUGCAUUUAUCUACUUAAAACAAAUAUAAUUAUAGCGAACAAAAACAUCGCUAGUAACCAUCACUGUUGUCUUUUCAAUAGGACUCGUAUUAUUCAACAGAAUGGAGUAGCAGUGUUAAAACUAUGGUAAAACCUCCAGGUAAAUCGUCAAAAAAUAUUACUACUCCGAUCUUUCUCUUAUUGGAAUUAAAUAUUCGCCACCAAAACCUUUCUAAAGUGCUUCUGAAUCUUUUCUGAUCAUUCUGAUACCAAGUUUGUUGAAAAAGUCGAAAAAAUGUUGUUAAUUUGGCGUUUCAAGGUGGUAGUCCAUGCGAAGAAUAUACAGCCGCUAUAAUUGCCACACGUGACGGUAUCGAUGACACAGCCAUACCCUGAACGUGUGAACUGCCAAGAUCUACUUCCGUGUUUACGCAAAGAACCAGUCGAAGUCGACGCCAUGUUUACAAACCGCAUGCAUGGCGAUCCAGCAAGAAACAUCGUUAUGACGUCGUCAUAGCCUACACUGAUUUUUGCAUCUGGAGCGUUUAAUUUCGCGACUUUGAUAGCCGAUAAAAACAAAGCUACACGAAAAUUUAAAAAUCGCUUUUCAGAAUUGGAAUUAACACAAAAAAACUCUAUCAAGAAAAUCUUAACACUGAAAAUUUCUUAAGCACUUUGAACAAUUUCUUAUUACCGUUGCUUCCUAUCGGCUGAAAGUUCAUGUUUUCGUGUCAAACUUUUCCAAAAUAAAACUACAUUCCUGACGUCGUGAAAUAGAUAUCUUGUGAAUGACGACGUCUGAUUGGCCCGUGAGAGAUUAGGUUGAGAUUAGCUAAUAAUAGAUUGCUAUUUUAAUAGUAAUAUAGGCGUAGGAAUGUAGUCACAAUUCUGAAUGUUUUGACGCGAAAACAUGACACGUUUUUUCGGGCGAGAAGAAGCAUCCACGGUUUUGGUAGUAAAUUGAACAUUUUAUAUAGAGGAAUAUAUUGAAAGACGAAGUACAGAACAAUCCACUGGGGAUAAAACCUUCAUGGAACUUUUGAUACCGCUGGUUAUUGCGUGCCUCUGUUUUCUGCUUUCACUGUGUGUGAACAUAUACCAACGUCGCCUUAUUCAAAAUAACGGCAGACAUGCAAAGCACAGAUCUCAGACAUCAAAACAAGCACACCGGACACAGAAUUUAGGUACGUAUAGUGUGAAUCUCUUAUCUUUAGACAUAGAGAUUGAGGGGCGCAACAGCGUCUUAAGAACACCUUUGUACAAGAACCCUUUCAGCUGCAUAUGUCAGUUUUCCAAAUGGAGUCAAAUCAUCUGCUGAUUUCUUAGCGACCCAACUGGGAAUCGACCCUGCCAGCUAGGUCUCUGGUUCCAGGUUAUAAUAUGUCCAUUUUAUGUAUGAAAAUAGAGCACUUUGAGCAAAACUAUCAUUGUAACCUAUUCAAAUAUAGUGAAGUAAAUCGUAUGAUCAGAAAUACAUGUAUGCAGCACCCCCUCGCCUAUAUUUUCCAAACAUUGAUUUAACCUUUAUUUAUUGAGUCUCGCGUUGUGUUGCCACACGGCCCACACGAUCAUUUAAAAUUUUUUAUAUAUUUGUGCAAAAUGACAAAAUAGUUGAAAGUUUAGUACUUUGAACUAUACAACAAUCAAUUUCCGAACACAGGGUGUAUAAAAAGAAAACUGCACAGUUUGAAAAUGUUCGCUCAACUGCAAAUUCCGCAAAAUUUGUGAAAACUAUAUGCAAACAUGGUUACAUGGGUAGUGUCUUCACCACUAAAAUUAUCUGGAAUGCAUGAGAGUUGUUCCUAAAACCUACUUUAAGAAUGGCUUGCGCACAAAAAUGGAAGGCUUAAUAAAACGCCGCAAUUUUACAAUUGAAUUCAUAAGGUGCAAAUUUCGAUGGUGUUUUACGAACUCUCCAAGUACCAGAUGUACAAUAAUGUCACGCAUAAUUUUUAAACUUUUUGUAAAGAGAAUGUAAGAAAUUAAUCAAUCAUGCAUAAAACCAGUCUUGCGUGUGAUAAAUUAUGCGUGAAUUCGAAAUAUGAGGAAAAAAGUACAAGUUUUGGAGGUCGCGCUUAGGACUUCAUGUACAUCAAAUUGUCUGGUACUUUGAUAGUUCAUAAAACACCCUCUAGAUUUGCACCCCAUGAAUUCAAAUUGCGUUUUAAGCCUUCUGUUUUGGUGGGCAAGCCAUUUUUAAAGUGGGUUUUAAAAACAACCCUCCUACCUGUACUAGAAAAUUUAUUUUUCAAAAUAAUUUUAGUGGUGAAGAUACCAGAAGACCCCAAACACCGCCAUGCAUACAUAAAGUUUUCACAAAUUUUGAGGAAUUUGCUGUUUAGCGAACUUUUUCCAACUGUGUGCACUUUUUUAUAUAAAUCCUGCACUACAUGUAACGCGUUCCAAACUAUCUUUGCAUUUUCCAAAAUUCUUUUUUUGGGCUAUUUUCCCCUCAUUUUGCAGAUUUUCUGCUCAUUUUUCGCAAAAUAUAAAAAAACGUUUAAAUACUUUAUGGCUUUAUACUAUCUGCAAAAUAAGUCAAAAGAAAUGAUAUCUGAAAUGAUAUUUGCAAAAUCACGCUUAAAGCGCGAAAACUGUUUCCAUAUAGAAAAACCCGUCAACAUAAACAAUCAUUUUCAAAAAAUCUUGCUGACCAUCAAUUUUUGUCUGCAAAAAUAGAGGAUACGGACUAGCAAAAAUGACGAAUAAGCAAAUUGCAAUACAUUAUGUUGGAAAUGCGAAGAUAUAGAUACACCUUAUUAAGCAGCAUAAAUUUUUGUGAGAUGCUCCAAUUGAAAUAUACAAAAACCUUAUAACUGCAGAGACUGGUAGUCCAAAGUAUCAGAAAUUCUGAUACUUUUGAAAUCCACUUAUCUCAAAUAUACUUAAAACUGCAGAGACUAGUAGUCCAAAGUAUCAGAAAUUCUGAUACUUUUAAAAUCCACUUAUCUCAAAUAUACUUAAAACUGCAGAGACUUAUAAUCCAAAGUGUGAUCAGAUCGAAAUUCUGAUACUUUUGAAAUCCGCUAUAUCUAAAAUAUACUUAAAACUGCGGAGACUAGCUGGUUGUCCAAAGUAUCAGAAAUUCUGAUACUUUUAUAAUCCACUUAUCUCAAAUAUGCUUAAAAUUGCAGAGACUGGUAAUCCAAAGUAUCAGAAAUUCUGAUACUUUUCAUAUCCCCUAUAUGUGAAAAAUACUUAAAAUUGCAGAAAUUGGUAGUCGAAAGUAUCAGAAAUUCUGAUACUUUUGCAAUCCUCAUUAGCUAUAUCUCAAAUAUACUUAAAACUGCAGAUAGUCAGCCGGCCAAGGUGGCAAAAAGUGCCUCUAAAGAGAGUUUGAUGGCAACUUUAUGUUAGAAGCUGGUAACAGGCAUUUUCUUAUAGUUCAAGCCUUGGUGAAUAAGACUGUGUGUGUUACCACUUCUGAUUUUUGCUUUAUAGUAAAAAAAUUGAGAAUUUUAAAAUUUUGCCUAUUAAAUUACUAUGAUGGCAAAAAAUGUAAAAUUUCAUGUUCUCUUAUACAAAAAAUAAACUAUACCACUAGAAAGAGCGCAAAAAACUAUAUAUAAGAUAACUAAGCGACUAGUGCGAUUUUCAAGCCGAUUUUGAAUUAAAGAUGGUUAAAGUUGGCAAAAUGGGUACUAAUUAGCAUUAAUUUGGUCAUUUCUGCAUUUUUUAACAUUAAAAACUCGAAAUAGGAUUGGAAAAACGUAGAACUCACUUAAUUGUCUUAUAUAUAGUUUUUUACGCUCUUUCUAGUGGUAUAGUUUAUUUUUCGUAUAAGAGAACAUGAAAUUUUACAUUUUUUUCUGAUCAUAGUAAUUUAAUAGGCAAAAUUUUAAAAUUCUCAAAUGUUUGGCUAUAAAGCAAAAAUCAGAAGUGGUAACACAUAUAGUCGUGUUCACCAAGGCUUGAACUAUAAGAAAAUGCCUGUUACCAGCUUCUAACAUAAAGUUGCCAUCCAGUUGAACAAAUUGAUGACUUGGCCGGCCGUCUAAGAGACUGGUGUUCCAAAUUAUCAGAAAUAAGCCAUUUAUAUCUCAAAUAUACCUAAAACUGUAGAGACUGGUGGUACAAAGUAUAAAAAGUCUGAUACUUUUUAAUUAAUUAAUUUAAUUUAUUAGCUUUGCCUUGUAAAUAACCAUAAUACAAUUAAUGGCAGGGAGUCCGUAACAGCGCUUAGUUUACUACGCCCCGAUAUUUAAACCAUUUAUAUCGCUGAUACUUUCGUACAUACGAAACAGAUUACAAAAUUAUAGUUGGUCACCAAAUUAUCAGAAUGAACAUAUUAAAUAUUAAAUAAAUUGUAUAUUACUAUCAGUCUCUGCAGUUACUCUGCAGUUAAAUAUACUUAAGUAUAUUUCACAUAUAGAGGAUCUCAAAAGUAUCAGAAUUUCUGAUACUUUGGACUACCGGUUUCUGCAGUUUUAAUGAUAUUUGAGGUAUAGAGGAUUUCAAAAGUAUCAGAAUUUCUGAUACUUUGGACUACCAGUCUCUGCAGUUUUAAUGAUAUUUGAGGUAUAGAAGAUUUCAAAAAUAUCAGAAUUUCUGAUACUUUGGACUACCAGUCUCUGCAGUUUUAAUGAUAUUUGAGGUAUAGAGGAUUUCAAAAGUAUCAGAAUUUCUGAUACUUUGGACUACCAGUCAAUGCAGUUUUAAUGAUAUUUGAGGUAUAGAGGAUUUCAAAAGUAUCAGAAUUUCUGAUACUUUGAACUACCAGUCAAUGCAGUUUUAAUGAUAUUUGAGGUAUAGAGGAUUUCAAAAGUAUCAGAAUUUCUGAUACUUUGGACUACCAGUCUCUGCAGUUUUAAUGAUAUUUGAGGUAUAGAGGAUUUCAAAAGUAUCAGAAUUUCUCAGUACUUUCGACUUAUCAGUCUCUGCAGUUUUAAGUAUAUUUCACAUACAGGAUGUCCCAAAAAAAAUGUCCCCGGUCAUGUUUGGUGGUAUUACUUCGCUAUAUUUAAUCAAAGGUUCAAUUUUUUUGCAGUGGGUUGAAAAACAAUCAUUAUAUUAAUCAUAGUAUUUAUCUCACCAAAAGACUUAACCGUUCGGCUUCUAGAGAUACUUAAGGUGGCAACACCAAUUUUGCAACCCGUCCAAAUUACAGAAAUUAUAGGUUAAAAAUAAUGCAAAUUUGUAGAAGGAUUUCUAAAGUUUCUACCCACCUUUCUGCUCAAAAAGAAAAUGUUUUUUAUCUCUAUUAUUAAACUUUUGUUUCUUGUAGAAAUUAAUAAAAAAAAGAUGAAAAAUCCCUGGCAAAUUGACAAAGGCAAAGCUAAGGUUGGCAAAAUGCCUUAAAUUUGCUGUUUUCCGUUCAAUUUAUUCCAUGAAAGAGCAAAUGUUGGGAUUUCAGCACUAAUCUUUCCCCUUUUCUGGGGAUUGCUUCAUUUUUACAGAAAAUUAAUUCGCGAUUUUGGCUACAACUAAUUACCAUUAAAAAUAUUUUAUUACGUUCCGUAAUAUGUUUAAACCUAUAAUAUUGGUGUCGCCACCGUAACUCUAGAAGGCGAACGGUUAAAUAUUUUGAUGCGAAAAAGUGCAACGAUUAACGUAAUAUGUUCAUUGAUAAAAAAAAUGAAAAAAUGUGAAUAUUCGAUUACAGGUCGUUAACGAUGUAGUACCACAAAAUAUGAUGGAGGACAUUUUUUUGGGACACCCUGUAUAGGGGAUUUGAAAAAUAUCAGAAUUUCUGAUACUUUGGACGUAUUAAGAGUCUGCUUAUAAGAGUAUUCAAACUAUAAAGAAAACAUUGUAUGAUACUUUUAUAAGUUCCAACCCAAUGGAGUGUUGCACAUUUCGUUAUUUAUCCAAGGUGUUUUUUAAAUCGUAAGAUAUUGUCGCAUGUAUUGCAAAUAUUAUCAUUUUUUACAAUUAAAGGUGGUAUUUUUCUCUUAAAAGGUUUUUGGUGUCAGCAAAAUUUUGCAAAUAAGGCUGUUUUUGUCGAAAAAAUAUUAUUUUGGAAAAUGCAAAGAUAGUUUGGAACGCGUUAUGUAUGCAGCUAGAUUGAAAAAGAAAGCAGUGUUUUACGCAAAAAAUUAAAAGCAACAAAAUUCAUAAACUUUAAACAUUCAAAGCAAACUUGCUCUACAUUUCACGAUUUCCUAUAGUAUAUCAAUUAUUCUUAUAUUUCUUUGAUUGCUCGAACGCUCAUUGUAUGAAAUGAUUUUCCAAAUAUAUGUUUUUGGAAAUUGAAAUCUUGCUUAUCGAUCCCACUCUUGGCAAACAGCCAUAUUUUUGAGAUCAGUGAAGAGGUCCACCCAUACACGACCAUAUACACCACUUUAAACUUCGCUAAAUGCUUUCUUUUUCCCCCGAUGUAAAUAGCGGAGCGGAAUUAGUACCCUCGCCCCGGAUUUACUCUUGAAACGGCGCUUUGCGCCGUUGGUUCGCGGACUAAGCAUCUAUUGCAAAUAUGUAUUUCUUCCGUCGUUCAGUAAUUUUUAAUGAACUAAAGAUUUUAAGCUGUCAAACGAUAGCGGCUUAUUCCUUAAAAUGCAAGUAGGGCCUGUUUCGUUCAAGUUUUAGACGUCGGAUUUUCGUCGCCGAAUUUAAUUCUUGAAUGUAAUGCUUCUGAUUUCUAAUUUCAAACUCAGUUUAACUUUUUUCAAUUGUACGAUGAAGCCAAUUAAACACUUUGACAAAUUUAAUUGAAUUUAACAUAAUUAUCGUUGUUCCUUUAUUUAAUGUUUUCUUUUUUCCUUCACGUUUUCGUAAAUUUCUCAAAUAUUUUGCUAUAGUUUUAAUUUUUACUCUGUUUCACUCAGCUUAUUUUUUCCUAUCAAAUUCAUGUCUUGGUGCAUGGCUACAAAACAAUUUUCCGACUGGGAUUAACCAAUUUUGCCGACUGGUGCUCCACCCUUCCUUUAGCGCCGCCCCUGGUUUAAUGUAAUGUGGUGCGUCGAAUAAAAUCACAUGAAAAUGAGAAUUUCUGUCGAAUAAUAAAAUCAACAGCAAUAAAUUCAACGAAUUAUUAAAUUCGACGGUGAUUCAACGUCUAAAACAGGCCUAAAUAACAACAUUAAAUAUAGGGUUGGAAAUGAAUAGUUAAACAAAAACAAAAAAUAUUAUUCGUUGUACGAUUUUCUGACGAUUUGCAACUAUGUUCUUUAAAUCUUACAGAUUCGAAAUCGAUGAAGGGCUUCGAAGGUGCUCAAAAAGGAUCGUACGUGAAUGACGACACUCUAUACGAAACUCCAGACGAAGUUUUGGAAUCUGUUGAACGUAAUUGCACUGGAUCUCGACCAGACAAUUCUACAGGUCAGGAACCUUCGACCUACAUGUCGUUGAAAGACAACCAAGAACCUGAGAAUUUUUAUCAACCACUACAAGCUCCCGGCACAGGUGCUUGUCCAGAUCAUACGAAGGGGGGUGAUCAGCGAAUUCAGACAAUGCAAUAUGAAAAUCUAGCCUUUAAGGCAAAUUUCAGUGGCGAAUGAGAUUUAAUUAAGAUAUAAAACGUAAUAUGACUGAUGACUAUGCCAAGGGGCUGUUUACAUGAUUCAGAGUUGCCGAGAGAUAGGAUGGAAGCAUAAGACGGGAUGAUUUUGAUGUAUUGAAAUAAGUCGCUAGGCUUAAACGAAAGUUCCAACGCCGGUUAAAGGUCUAAAAUCUUGGCGAGAACAUGUCAUAUUUAUACUAUUGCUGUUUGAACAACAUUUUAUUUAGAAUUGUAUACUGUAAUCUAUCACAUUAUAAAAUAAUUAGUUGUGGUGAAUCAUGAACUGUGACUUAUUCCAAUCCCGCAAUUAUUAAUUAUCCCGCUUCUCAUCUCGUCCCGGCAAAGCGAGAUCAUGUAAAGAGCCCCCAAGAACUAGUUUCAUAUACUGGGAAAUAUAGGUUAUCAUAUACUGGGAAAUAAGUGAUCUUAUAUUGGGACUGAAAUACAGAACAGGAUCCUGAGGAAUGCUUUCAAUUUUUCAUGCAUCGGAGAAUUUUAAAUAAUCUCACUUAAUAUACAUUACGGAAUUACACAACUAGAAAUACAUGACAUGCGUGCAGAAACCGCUCGCCUUGCUAACCAAGCAGUUAUAUUUUUCGAAACGUGAGUAUUUUGAAGUGGUUAUCAUGAUAACAUUGCAUAAUCAUUUUUUUAGUUUCUGUUAUUUCCUAACAAAUUGUAAAAAUAACGAAAAACUUAUAUCAGAUGCAAUUACAAAAACUUUUAAUUUUUAAACUUAGUUUUGCCAUUAUGCGUAAUACAGUAUAAGCUUCAAUUUAAUGUAAAUUAAAUUCAACCUAGAAUGCUGCAAAAAACGUUUUGAAAUGUUUAUAAAACUAAACUGUUUUUAUCGACAAACUUCGUGUUUGAAACACAACCACUUCAAAUCAUGCAACCCUUUGUGCCGGAUAGUGUUUUACCAUAUACCGGAUGGUAUUGGAUAGGUUCUAAUCAAAGUCCUAGCACUAUCCGGUAAAUAUUUGGCAAAUUUUUAUUGCAUAUACUGCGGAUGUCUAUAUUUUACUGGAUAUCGGAUACCAUGAGUAUCUGGAUCCGGCACAUCCCUACAAAGGGGUGGGUACACUUUUAUAAUGUAUGUAUCCUCGACAGAGGGUUAUACAAAUACUAAAUGGUCGGCCUCUGAACUGCUUGGCCAUAGGACAAUUAUGUACUUAGCCUGCGAACAGGCUCUCAAGCUGAAUUGAGAGCCUGCAUCGAUAACUAAUGAAUUUGAAUAUCUGCC
Messenger RNA from Paramuricea clavata, 9926 nucleotides. The record is from the annotation of a GenBank genome assembly. NCBI's taxonomy places the organism in Eukaryota, Metazoa, Cnidaria, Anthozoa, Malacalcyonacea, Plexauridae.